AUGUCAACAGAAUAAGAUAGAUAAUAGGAAGUCGAUGAGUAUAAUAAUUUUAUAUUAUAUUUAGUUUAAAAGAAAUGAUUGAGAUGCUCGAAAGUGAUAAUACAAGCAAAGAAGAGGAAAUAACAUAGAUGAAAGCAAAUCUCAAAAAAAAAGAUUAAGAAAUAGCUUCUCUUAAAUCAAAACUGGUAGGAAUGGAUUCUAAUAUUGAUCCAAAUGAUCACAAUUAAAAUUUAAUAAAUAAACUUGAAAGCUAAAUUGUAACACUUUCAUAAUAAAUAUCAGAAUUAAAGUAUAAUAUAUAGAAUAAAUUUAGCAAUAAAUUAGAUGAUAAGAAUUUAGAAAUUGAAGUGCUUAAACAGGAUCAUAAAGAAGAAUUAAAUAAUUUAAUCUCUUAGUAAAAAGUAGUAUCAUAAACUGAUGGUGAGAUUGAUAAAUUGAAAAAUGCUAUUAUUUAACUCUAAUAAGAAAAAAAUGAAUUAAUAAUUUAGUAUAAUUGAUUAUUAUAAAGGAAUAAUAAAGAAAUAGAUUAGAUGAACAAAAUAAUAGAGCAUCAUCAAAAAUAAAAUUAAGAGCUAUAAUUAAAUUCUCAAGUAUUUUUAAAUUUAAUUAUAAUAUAGAAUAUUGAGUCCAAAAAUAGUGAAAGCAAUUCUGGUUAAAUUUAAAUACAACAAAAUUAAGUAUAUAAUUAAAUUUAAAUUAGAUUUCUCAAUUACGAUUAAGCGUUGAAUAACCAUCUGAUUAAUUUUAGAACUUUGAAUAAUCAAAGUUUAAUGUUGCAAGUGAUUUAGAUAAACUAAAAUUAAAUUAACAAAACAAAUUAGAUAAUUUUGGAAAUGUUUUGAAUCCAAUGGAAUCCCCUAAAAGUUAAUAGAAAUCAGAAAAUAAUGAAGAAAUUGAGUAAAUGUAGAAUAUGAUAAUUGAUUUAUAAAAAGAAGUUGAGACAGGCAAAGCAAAAAUUGAAAUACUUAACAAUGAAAUCAAUGAAAAGAAAUAAUAAAUAUCAUCGUUAAUUCAAAGGAAUUAGGAAUUUUAAUUAGAUAUUGAAUUGAAAAAAAAUGAAAUUAAUGAAGAAUAAUAAAAAGUAUCAUCCCUUGAAGAUGAAUUGAGUAAUUUUGAAUAAAAAUAUGCAGAUGUUAUUUAGAAUAAGUAAAAAUUAUCAGAGGAAUAUUUAUAAGCUUAAUAAACACUUUAAUAAUUUGAAAUGCUAUAAUAAGAUAAUGUUCAGUUAUAGCUAUUACUUAAUUAAAAAACAGAAGAGUUAGAAGAAUUUAAAAUGCAUAAUAAAUUUGAAACUUAAUAUUUAGAAUUAAAAGAAGAUUUCGAGUAAUUUAAAGAAUAUGUACAAGAGUAAUUCCGAUUAAAAGAUGAUUCAUUAAUAAAAUAAGCUUAAUAAUUGGUUGAUUAUGAUACAUGCAAAGAAUAAUUGAUUAUGCUAAAUCAAUAAUGCUAAUUAUUAGAUGAUUAAUUAAAAAAAUAAAAAGAAAGUAAUGAAUAGCUUUAAGAUUAAUAUCAAGAUAGUUUACAAUAAAUAUAAUAGUUAAAUAACAACAAUCUAUAAUUUUAGGAUAUAAAAUCUUAAAAUUUAUUUUAUUAAUAAGAAAUUGAAACAUUAAAAUCUGAUAACCUUGUUAAAGAAGAGAUUAUUGCUGAUUUAUAAACAUAAUUGAAGAUAUAAUAAUAAGUAGGAGAAGAACAUCCUUUAAAAUUGUAGAAAUUAUAAUCAGAACUUUCUGAGAAUCGAAGUGAAUAUCUUAAUCAUAAAGAAUAAUGUUAAAGAGAGAUUCAUUAAUAUAAAUAAGAAAAAGCUUUUUUAUAAUCUGAAAUUUAACAUAUUAAAGAUAUGAUUGAUGCUGUUUUAUCUGAAAACACAUAAUAUUAACCUUAAGGUAAAACUGCUGAGUAAUAUUAUGAAAAAUUAUAGAAUUUUUUAACAGAUGAUAAAUUUAUUCUUUAAUAGUAAGCAAUUAGUAUUAUUAUUUUAGGGAUGAAUUGAUUUAAUUAAAACAACAAUUAGAUAAAUUUAUAAAUAGAACCUUCUCUGAUUAAUAAUCACAAAUUUAGCCUGAAUAAACAGAAUAAGAAGUUAUAACUAACUAAAUAGAAUUAAUUGAAAAGAAUACAUAAACAGAAAUAGUAGAAAGUAGCUUAUCUGGAUCUAUGUGGCUUAAUAAUGACACAAACAAUUCUAAAGAAGACUAAUUUAUAUAAAUGAAGUACAAUAUUAUAUAAAAAAUUAAGAAAAAAAAAUGAGGAUUUAGAUUAGUUAUUGAAAAAUUAUGAAAAAGAAGUUUCAAACUUGAAAUAAUAAAAUAAAUUUCUGUAAAAAAAGAUGGAAACUAAUUAGAAACCAAAUCCUUAGGAGAGAUUAGGAAAAAGAGUUAGUUUAUUUGAGCAAUCUUAACCAAGAAAAUCAAAAUAAUUUCAGUAUUAGAAUUAUUGAGUAUUAGUUUAAAUUUAUGUGAGUCGUAGUAGAUAGACGAUUAAUAAAGAGAAAGCUUAUUUACGAAAGAAUUAAUAGAGAGUUUAAAAAAAGAUAAUAAAUAACUUGCACAAUAGAAUUAGGAUCUUUUAAAUUAACUAAAUGAAAUGAAAUAAUUAUAGGAAAAAAAUUAAGAGGAAUAAAAUCGAUUGGAAGAGUAGCUUUAAUCUUAAAUUUUAAUAAAUUAAACAAGAAAUAAGAGUGUGGAAAAUAAUUAAACAAUUAUUUCAUAAAUUAAUAAUACAAUGAUUUAAUUAAAUUAAAUUGAACUAUUUUUAGUUGUUAAAUCUUAAAAGAAUUUCUAAUUUCCUUAUAUUGAAUUUAAUAGAAAGUAAUAAUUUAUUUUUAUAAUUUAGAUAAAUUAAAUUUUAUUCUUAAGGAAAAACCAGAAUUGAAAAACAAAUAUAUGAAACAUUUACUUUUGAUGAUAUAUUUUUAGACAUUUAAAAAGUGAGACAGUAUUUCCAGUUCUAUGGCAAAAUAAGUUUAGAGUAAAGUAGAAUGUAUCUGAUUGUUGGGCAAUCAAGUAUUUAUAUGAAUCUUAAAUAGAAACGCAAAAGAAAUAUUUAUUAUUGAUGUUUCUUGAUUUAUAUUAUAACAAAAUAAAAGAGUAGAAUGUUAAGUAAAAUUAAAAAAUCAGAUUAUAAAUUUAAUAUUAAGAAAGAAUAGGUAAUAAUUGGUAAACUCUUGAUUAAUUAAAGAGUGAUUUAUAUAUAGAGAAUGAGAAUUUAAAUUAAAGCUUAUAAUAAUUAGAUUUAACAAUUCAGAAUAUUAAGUUUUAUUUAUAUGGUAAAAAUCAGUAAGCAAAGAUCUUAGGAAAAGAGAAAAUUAGAUAAUUAAUAAUAACUUAGAGCAUAAUUUUUAAAGAGCAAACUUACACUCAAUAGUUUAUUAUGAUGACUGUUCCUAUGGUUCCUAGAUGCUAGUUUCCAAAAUUUUUAAAAAAGAUCUCUAAUCAUACAGCAACUAUGUAAUUUAAAUACUAUUGUUUAUUAACUGUUAAUCCAAUUUUAUUACAUUAUAAUUAAACUGUAGAUAUAAUGUAUUUGGCUAAAAUGAUUUAUGCAUAGAAUAAUUAAGAAGAACUUAAUAAAUAAAUGAAAAUUGAUGAUGAGAGUGUUCGAUAAAUUAGAUAAGCAACUGGUUAGGUUACACUUAAGAAUUAAGAAAUUGAAACAUUAAAGCGUCAUGUAGAAUAUUUAAAAAAGUAAUAAAAUGAAGUAUUACUCAAAUAAGAGAGUAAAUAAUAGCUUUAUUAAUAAAUCUAAAUACAGCUUUAAAAUAUUAUUGUAGAUAUCAAAUUAAAAAUGAGUCAAUCAAAAACUAAAAAUAGUAAAACUCCUUGUCCCGAAGUUUAAUUUUAUGAAAAAUUGAUUUCCUAAUUAGAAAACCUUUCAAGAAAACUUUCUCCUAUUUAAUAGGUAUUAAACACUGAUAGAUCGAUAAGUCCUUCAAUAUAAUAUUAAUGA
Messenger RNA from Paramecium sonneborni, 3948 nucleotides. NCBI's taxonomy places the organism in Eukaryota, Ciliophora, Oligohymenophorea, Peniculida, Parameciidae. The record is from the annotation of a GenBank genome assembly.